Canariomyces notabilis is the source of this 1738-nucleotide messenger RNA. RefSeq lists its product as uncharacterized. Lineage: Eukaryota; Fungi; Ascomycota; Sordariomycetes; Sordariales; Chaetomiaceae. The coding region runs from base 172 to 1626 and encodes 484 amino acids. The transcript has 3 exons. The record is from RefSeq and is a predicted model, not a curated record.
AGUCCCUGCAACCUGACGCUUUCCAUUUAUGUAGUUACGUACUCAAGAGAGGCACGCCUGCACGGCUUAUAGGGAGGUUCAUUUUCAAACUCCAGCCUAACCUACACUCCUAAAGUUCUGUUUCUCCUGACAGUCCCUUAUACCACCGAGGUGACCACGCGACGCAUCAUCAUGGCCUCGAUGACAUCGAACGUGGCGAGCGGCUUCCGCCUCGAAGGCCAUGCCCGUCUUCAAGUUGGAAACAACAUUAACGUAUACUCCGCUGGGAGAGAUUGCUUGGCCGACUUGCGUUCACAAUGCGUGGACCCAAGCGACGUCAAAAACCGGAUCGAGUUCUUGAAGGGUGGCCUGUUGAAGGCCUCGUACGAGUGGGUACUACCAGAGUUCUGGAGUUGGCACGGAAACAGCUUGUCUCGUCUCUUCUGGAUCAGAGGGGAUGCUGGCAAGGGCAAGACCAUGCUGGUGUGCGGGAUCAUCGACGACCUGAAAGCCCGGGGACAUGGCGACUUGAUCGCCUACUUCUUCUGUCAAGCCAGCGACUCUCGACUUCAAAGUUCCACGAUGGUGCUGAAAAGCUUGCUCUUUUCCCUCCUGGCUCGACCUCGGUAUGGACAUCUCAGGAAGCACUUGGAGGUGAAGCACAACAGCGCUGGGAAGCAGAUGUUUGACGAUUCCAAUAACACCACCUUUUUCGGUUUGCGAGAUGUCCUUGAAAAUAUGAUGCGCGACAAUGAGUUUCUGCCGACCUGCCUGAUCGUCGACGGUCUUGAUGAGUGCGAAAACGGGCUCGGCGAGGUUCUGCAUCUCAUUAGAAACACUGCCACGACGUGCGACCGUAUCAGAUGGGUAGUCUCAAGUCGAAACUGGCCGCCGAUCGAGCGACAGCUGGGUUCUUUAAAUUUCGCCAUCACGUUGAACCUGGAGAAGAAUGCAGAGAAUGUGUCCCAGGCUAUUUCUCACUACCUUGACCACAAAGUCCCACAGCUGGACUGCAUUCGGGACAACACUGCUCUACAGCGUGAGACAAAAUCUCGACUACAAGAGAAAGCCAAUGGGACAUUCUUAUGGGUGUCUCUUGUACUCAAGCAGUUAGAGACAGAGUGCUUCCUGGAGUCAGCGGUUCUUCCACUGAUUGAAGAUAUCCCCCCUGGCCUAUGGCCAAUAUUCGAGCGGAUGAUGUCCAAACUCAAGGAAAAUCGAGUGUACUUCGAAGCUUGCCGGGGAGUCCUCUCAACCGCCACGCUCACCAACCGUCCACUUCAGCUUCAAGAGUUGCAGUUUCUUGCCGAUGUGAACAAAACCGACAAUAUUUCCAAGGUUGUGAACCUUUGCGGGUCGUUUCUUACCAGUGUCGAUGGUACGGUUUCCCUGAUCCACCAAUCCGCGAAGGACUACCUUCUGGAUCCUCAAAGAGCGCUUGCAGAAGCCUUUCCAGAGGGGUUGGCCGGGGUACAUCAUCGAACUUUUGUGCGGCCACUCGAGUUUAUGAACAGUACACUGCGUAGGGAUAUCUAUGGUUUGCGCCGCCAGGAUUGUUCGGUCCAAGAGAUUCAAACCCCUAGUCCAGACCCUCUUUCUCAAGGACGAUACCUAUAUUUGCACGUUCUGGAUAGAUCAUCUCAUUGAGUCAAGCCCCCACCAACUCGAAGACGAUCGCGUGUUUCAUUUCCUCCAGCAUCACUUUCUCCACUAGCUAGAGAGCUUGGCCCUCCUGAGGACGUUCUGAGAGGGAAUUCUA